AUGGAGUUUCAUGACUGUCGCUUUUUGCAGUUAUUUUCCCAGGGCUGUUUGGCUAUUGCCACCCAUCCCGUUAUUCAUGAGUGGUCUCCUGGCUCCAUGUUGAAUCAGUCACAGCAACCAGGUUUUAAGGAAACUGCCUUCCUCUAUGCAGUGUCCUCCGCAGCUCUCACCCACUCCCUGGCCAGAGCGUGUAGUGCUGGGCGCAUGGAGCGCUGCACCUGCGAUGACUCCCCAGACCUGGAGAACCGCAAGGCCUGGCAAUGGGGCGUUUGUGGAGACAACCUCAAAUACAGCACCAAGUUCCUGAAAAAAUUCUUGGGUCAGAAGAGGAUUGGCAAAGACCUGCGGGCCAAGGUGGACAUCCACAACACCAAUGUUGGCAUCAAGGCUGUGAAAAACGGUCUCAAAACCACAUGCAAGUGCCAUGGUGUCUCCGGCUCAUGUGCUGUCCGGACAUGCUGGAAACAGCUUUCGCCUUUCCAUGAGAUUGGACGACUGCUGAAGCUGCGCUACGAUGAUGCCAUCAAGGUCUUCAGCACCACCAAUGAUGCUGUGGGACACUCGGAGCUGGCUGGCCCACAGAGACACAGCCAUUCCCCCAAGCACCCUGCUUCGCCCCGCUCUACUGAUCUGGUGUACGUGGAAGACUCCCCCAGUUUCUGUCGUCCCAGCAAAUACUCCCUGGGAACUGCUGGGAGGACCUGCUCUCGGGAAGGCAACUGUGACAGCAUGUGCUGUGGACGAGGCUAUAACACCCAGAGCCGGCUGGUUACCUUCUCUUGCCACUGUCAAGUGCAGUGGUGUUGCUACGUUGAGUGCCAACAGUGCAUGCAGGAAGAGGUGGUCUACAGCUGCAAGCAGUAAAGUCAGUGCU
Molecule: messenger RNA, 874 nt
Organism: Fulmarus glacialis (Northern fulmar)
Lineage: Eukaryota; Metazoa; Chordata; Aves; Procellariiformes; Procellariidae
Product: protein Wnt-9b-like
Exons: 3
Coding region: 1-864 (287 amino acids)
Biological process (GO): multicellular organism development; neuron differentiation; cell fate commitment
Cellular component (GO): extracellular region
Molecular function (GO): cytokine activity; frizzled binding
Source: RefSeq, a predicted model, not a curated record